Fraxinus pennsylvanica is the source of this 612-nucleotide messenger RNA. Lineage: Eukaryota; Viridiplantae; Streptophyta; Magnoliopsida; Lamiales; Oleaceae. The record is from the annotation of a GenBank genome assembly.
AUGUCUAACUCUUAUUUGAAUAAAUUACCAGUAGAGACCUUAUCACUAAAUACAAUUCCCCUUACACUCCUGAUUCUUGUAUUGUUUGAAAUCCUUUCGCUGCAUAUAUUUAAAAGGAUUAGCAGUUUUUUCUCAGGAAGUAAUUCUCAUAUCCAAUGUCAUGAGUCAAAUGAUUUGAAAGUUGAGGCUGCUAGCUUGAAGAAAGAAGAACUUGAUAGCUUCUCCAACAAUCAAUCUUUCUUGAAGGAGAAGGAAGUUGAUGAGAGCAUGUGCAGAGGAGAGAUGGAGUUGGUGUUGAAAAGCUUAGGGAUUUCUUGUAAUCCUGAAGAAGAAAAACUUCCAGCAAGGCUCGAUUCGACUGACAUUUUUCAACUGUUUGAAGAGAAAAAUCCUGAUUUGGAUGAAGUGAAAGAUGCUUUUGAUGUGUUUGAUGGGAACAAAGAUGGAUUCAUUGAAGCAAAGGAGUUGCAAAUGGUUCUUUGUGCUCUUGGUUUUAAAGAAGGGUCAGAAAUGGAGAAUUGCAGGAGUAUGAUUAGGGUUUUUGAUGAAAAUGGAGAUGGGAGGAUAGAUUUUCAGGAAUUUGCAAAAUUCAUGCAGAGUAGCUUGUGUUGA